CCCUUGGGAUUAAAUAAGAUAGCCGUGAGGGCUAAUGAUUCCAGAAUCGAACCAUGCUCAAGACCUCUACACUCGAAAAACUCAGAUUACCAACCACCACCAUGGACGACAUUGCUAUCGUUGGUCUCUCGAUCAAAUUCCCGGGAGAUGCUGAGACGGCCGAGUCCUUCUGGUCGAUGCUCCUGGAAAAACAGUGCGCGAUGGAAGAAUGGCCGAAGGACAGGUUCAACCUGGAAGCCUUCGCCAAUCCAAAGUCCAAGGGUUUCGUAUCCGGUGCCCAUUUCAUGAAGGAGGAUUGUGGACUCUUUGAUGCUUCCUUUUUCGGGGUGUCGGGAACGGAAGCAUGCGCCAUGGACCCUCAGGCCCGCCUCUUGCUGGAAGCUGCCUACCGGGCACUGGAGAACGGUAUCACUUCCAUUGGCCAAUCUUCCGGCAUGCCCAUCGAAAAACUUAGCGGAUCAAAGACGGCCGUCUUCAAUGGCUGUAUGGCAGACGACUACCGACAUAUCAUCACGCAUGAUCCGGAUUUCAUGCCCAAAUACACUGCGGUGGGCUCCACCGCCUGUAUGCUUGCCAAUCGCCUGAGUUGGUUCUUCAACUUCCGGGGACCGUCCGUGAACUUGGACUCGGCGUGUUCCAGUAGCCUGAUGGCAUUGGAUCUGGCGUGCCAAAGCCUGCGAAAUGGUGACUCGGACAUGGCCCUUGUGACCGGGUGCAACAUUAUCAUUGGCAUUGAACCCAUUGUCUCGUUGAUCAAGAUGGGCUUUACAUCCCCCGACGGGCGCUGCUUCAGCUUCGAUGCUCGGGCGAACGGGUACGGUCGAGGCGAGGGGGUUGGGGUUGUCGUCAUCAAACGGGUUGGCGAUGCCAUCCGUGACGGAGACACCAUUCGGGCCGUGAUCCGGUCCACUGGGUCGAAUCAGGACGGGCAUACCCCGGGUCUGACGCAGCCCAGUAAAGAUGCCCAAGCCCACUUGAUCUUAGACACCUAUGAGAAGGCCGGUUUAGACCUCUCUCUCACGAGAUAUUUCGAAGCACAUGGGACGGGUACUGCUAUAGGAGAUCCCAUCGAGGCAGAGGCGGUUGGCAGUGUUUUCCGCACGCUCCGGUCGCCAGAAGAUCCCCUCUACAUAGGUGCAGUCAAAUCCAAUAUUGGCCACCUAGAAGGGGGAAGCGGCAUAGCUGGCAUUGUCAAAGCCGUCAUGGUACUCGAAAAUGGGCUCAUCCCGCCGAAUGCCAAUUUCGAGCAUCUGAAUCCCAAUAUCGAUGCCGAGUUUUACAAUCUCAGGAUCCCCACCGAGAUCAUUCCAUGGCCGUCCCAAGGUCUGCGGCGUGCAUCGGUCGCUUCUUUUGGGUUCGGGGGAUCGAACUCACAUGCCAUUCUCGAAGAUGCCUAUCACUAUUUGCAACAGCGAGGAAUCUCUAGAGCUCACUGCUUACCCCCAGCUCCAAGCAAUCCGGCCGCUGUAAUUUUCUUGCUCUCCGCAGAUGACGAAGGGGGCAUCCAGCGACUAGUCGCAGCCUACACGGCAUUCUUCAAAAGCCUCACACUCGAGAAGAGGGACGAGCAGCCGUUUUUGAAACAACUCGCGAGGACCUUGACAACGAGGCGGAGCCAGCUUAAAUGGAAGGCAUUUGCUGUCGCGGAUUCACUGGCUACCUUGCAGAAUAUCCAGGCUGUUAUCUCACAGCCAGUCAGAGCUGGUAGUUCUCUCGGCCUCGGCUAUAUCUUUACAGGGCAAGGGGCCCAGUACUACAGGAUGGGGGUGGAGCUAUUGUGCUUCCCGGCUUUUCGGGAGACCAUGGAGCAUUGUCAACGUGCAUUUCACAGUUUCGGUUGCUCGUGGUCUAUACUUGAGCGCCUCAAUGGCGUGGAAAGCGAAUUCGAUAUAAGCGACCCCGAAUAUGCACAACCGAUGACGACAGCACUGCAGAUCUCUCUGGUGGAGCUACUCACAUCCAUGGGAAUGAAGCCUCGAAUUGUCAUCGGACAUUCUUCCGGUGAGAUCGCUGCAGCGUAUGCUACAGGUGGGCUGUCCUUGGAAUCCGCCUGUAAAGUCUCCUACUACCGAGGGGCUCUCGCCAGUCGCCUCCGCCGCGCGGAUGGCAGCGGCGCCAUGUUGGCUGUGAACCUCUCCGAGACCGCCGUCGAGCCGUAUCUCGACCGCGUAACGUCCGCAAUGCCGGGACAGGCUAUAUCGAUCUCAUGCAUCAACAGCCCGUCCAAUGUGACCAUAUCCGGUCAUUCGGAAGCUAUUGACCGGCUCAAGUCGAUUCUUGAGGCCGAGCAGAUUCUGUCGCACCGCCUUCGGACGGGGGUCGCAUAUCACAGCCCCCAGAUGGAGCAGGUCGCAGCAGAGUACGAACAAGCCUUGACUGACCUCACUAUGCAAGAGAAGGGCCUGGCACAAACGACGUCGAUGAUUUCCUCUGUCACCGGGCAAACGGUCGACGGUCUGGGCGUCCUGUCCACUGGCACUUACUGGGUGGACAACAUGACCCAGCCCGUUCGGUUCUCUGCAGCCAUGGCCAACGCUCUCUCCGGGUCAGCUAAGAAGGAGCAACGCCAUAAGCGAUUGGGGGCAUCCAAAAAACACAUCAUCAGUGACUGGCUGGAGAUUGGGCCUCAUUGCGCGCUGAAACGGCCCUUUUGUCAGCUGGUGGAAUCAAGUGAGCGCGAAAGAGAGGUUCGGUACUGCAGCAUCUUGGACCGCCAUCUGCCAGCCAUCGCGUCCGUGCAACGCACGGUGGGAAGCCUCUUCGUCCAUGGUCAUAGCGUCCUUCUGGAGGAAGUAAACCAGUGCCAGACGGACGGAACCGGCUUCGAGAAUCUUUUGACCAAGCUCCCUGAAUACCCGUUCAAUCACACUAAGCGGUACUGGUAUGAAAGGGAAGCGACCAGGAAUGUACGAGUUCGAUCGCACCCGAAGCUCGAUUUGAUAGGGGUCCCUACCCCCGAGUCAACGCCAUCCCAGAGCAAGUGGCGGAAGGUCUUUGACGCCAGCGACAGUCCGUGGCUGUUGGAUCAUGCCGUGAACGGAAAGGCGAUCUAUCCGGCCACUGGAAUGAUCGUCAUGGCCAUCGAGGGGGCCCGACAACUCGCGGACCAGGGACGACCAGUCGCGGGAUACUUUCUACAUGAUGCUCUCUUUCUCAAUCCCAUUUCGAUCCGGACGAUCGAGCCCACCGAAACCCAUUUGCAUAUGACCCCUACACGUUCUCGUAUGGAUCAUUCGUCGCAUGCAUAUGAGUUCCAGAUCUACUCUGCAGCGGGAGACCGGUGGCAGUUGAAUUGCCGGGGACAGAUAUCCGUCCAGUAUCAAACCACAACAGAUGCCGUGGCAUCUACAGAAGGGGGCAGUGCCAGCCUUCAUCUUCAUUCCCGACGGGAAGCGGACUACUAUGAAGAGAGGUGGGCAGCUGCCCAGCGUGAGUGCCUCAUUUCCGUGUCCAAGGACAAGAUCUAUACGGCGUUCGAGGGCAAUGGGCUACAGUAUGGUCCAUCAUUCCAAGUGCUGGAUGACCUCCAUUGGGAUGGCUGCAGCACCUCCAUAGGAUACGUCACGCCAUUCCAGUGGAGCAUGGAAGAGUCACACAGCCCUUCAGAUCCCCAUGUGGUCCAUCCGGCGACCCUCGACGGUCUCGGUCAGCUGGGAUGGGUGGCUCUGACACACGGUGGUCAAAGCUCGGUCACCACCGGCCUUGUCUCGACGCGUGUGCGCGAAGCGUGGAUCUCAAACGCAGGAGCUUCGUCCUCGGACACCGCGGCCCUUCGAGCCGUUGCUCAGAGCCGCUUCAAAGGCUUGCGCGGGACUGACACCUCCGUCUUUGCCCUGGACAGCAUGGGACAGCUGCGAUUGUGGAUCUCCGGGAUGGAGACCACGUCGAUGUCCGGUAAUAAUGUCCAGGUACUUGACUCGGAGCGCAGGGACCUGUGCUAUUCGCUCAGCUGGAAGCCUGAUCCCACAUUCCUCACCCCACAGCAGCUGCAGUCCUGCUGCAAGGCCCCGCGCGAAGCUCGGCAUGCAGACCUUGGCCGACACCUGGAUCGCUUGCUUUCAUCCUAUGUGCAGAAAGCCGUACGUGCGGUCAGUGAGCGUCGGGGUACAGAGCUCCCCAGUCAUCUUCGAGAAUAUGUGGCCUGGCUGGACCGGAUGCUGGAGAAAUCUGCCCCUCUGUCAGCAGACACCAUCCCGCAGGAUGAGACCGAGAUCUCCGCCCUCGAAGGGCAGGUCAUGAAAUUGAGUCCACUGGGGAAUCUCUAUGUCACAGUCAGCAAACAACUGGAUGCCAUCCUCGACGGGAGCACCGAGCCACAGAGCUUACUCGGGAGCGACGAUAGACUUCUAACGGAGUAUCGUCGUGUCUUGUUCAGUCAGCUGUGGGAACAGAACGAGCUGACCAACUAUAUUGACGUGUUGACCCACAAAAGUCCCCAGAUGCGCAUACUCGAGGUCGGCACGGGGUCCGGGGCAAUGACCCAGCAGAUACUUAACAGCCUCUCGCGUCGUGGCGAAGAUGGAUCCGAGACUUAUCGGUUUGCACACUAUGACUGUACAGGCAUAUCAAACACUCAUGUCGAACAAGCGCAGGCGCGGCUCGGGGCACUGGGGCCGCGUGUCACAUUCAAAACCCUGGAUGUGGAGCGUGAUCCGGCCGCGCAAGGAUUCCAUGUGGGAAGCUAUGACCUUGUUAUUACGGCAUGGCUAUCACAUGGUACGCGACACAUCGGCCCUAGCCUCCACCAUAUCCGGAGGUUGCUUAAGCCGGGCGGGAAGCUGCUUUUGGUCGAGUCGCCAGGAGCAUACACUCUGAGAGACGGCUUCAUCCUGGGUGCUCUCGUGGAAUCGUGGUUAGCAGAUGGAUCAACUCCCGAGCGCAACCUUGAUUAUCCAGAGAGCAACUGGUCCGAGGCGCUGAGUGCACAAGGUUUUAAUGGGCUCGAUGCCUUGUUCCGGGACGAUCUUGGAUCCUGCCUGAUGGUUGCCACGGCCGGAGGGGCCGCUGAGAAGAACCACUCGGCCAGGCCCAUUGUCUUUGUCGUCCACCCAGACUCGCGCAUGCAAUCCCAUCUGGUUUAUCUGCUGAUGGAACUGGGACGUGAAAGGGAAACAGGAUUUGAUACGUGCUCGAUAUGGGAUAUCAACACCAUCGACCUGUGCAAAAGCCCCCUUGUGGUAUUCCUACCAGAACUAGAGCAACCACUCCUGGUUGAUCUAGACGGGGCCAUGUUCAGCAAAUUACAACACUUUCUGUGUAAAGCACUGGACAUCGUAUGGAUCACAGCGGCAAGUCACGGCUCUCCCCUAUCCCCUGAGACUUACGUCGUCGAUGGCUUGGCCAGGACUCUGUGCACCGAGAACAAUCGCUUGUCAAUGGUCACCGUGCACUUGGAAGACCACCGGGCCCAACCUCAGAUAUGGGCACGGCAUAUUGAUUGCAUCCUGGGGGAUAGGCUUCGGGCGAACGGAAAGGCGAGCGAGCUUCAAUACCGAGAGCAGCAGGGAAUGCUUCACAUCGCGCGCGUGGAUGCUGCCGAGCCUCUUAAUGAGGCCCUCUUCGAGCAAACCCAAGCUCCUCCGCGGAUGAGGCCGCUGCAUCCAGACACCCCCUGGACAUGCGCCAUCACCACUCCAGGCUCCGUGGACAGCACGUCCAUGAUCUUCCUCGAGGAUUUGGAGGUCCAGGAUCAGCCGAUAGGCAGGGACGAGAUCGAAAUCGAUGUCCAUUCGGUAGGGGUAAACUUCCGUGACGUAUUUGUUCUGCUGGGAAAAUUGAACGAUGGUCACAGUCUGGGGUGCGAGUGCGCAGGCAUCGUGACGCGUGUCGGCUCCGCAUGCCCCGACUUCCAGCCCGGGGAUCGAGUUUGCGCCGUCAUUCUGGGCUGCUUGCGAACCCGGGCACGCUGUAACUACCGACUAGCUGCCAAGGUCCCUGAGACGAUUUCUUUGGCGGUCGCAUGUGCCAUUCCACUUGGUGGCGUAACCAUCCACCAUUCGCUGGUGGUAGUCGCUCGGCUUCGGCCAGGUGAAUCUGUCCUUAUCCACUCCGGGGCCGGGGGUACCGGCCAGAUGGCCAUCCAGCUGGCCCAGUCGAUAGGGGCCAGAGUCUUCGUCACCGUCGGCUCGGACGAAAAGCGAGAUCUGGUCAAAGAUCUCUACGGGAUUCCUGACGAGCAAGUACUCUUCAGCAGGGAUACAUCAUUCCAGCGUCACAUCAUGCGCCUCACCAACAACCAGGGAGUGGAUGUGGUGCUCAAUUCCCUCGCCGGCGAUGGUCUCGUGGCCUCGUGGGAGUGCAUUGCCCCGUACGGCCGGUUUGUUGAACUGGGCAAGUCGGACAUUCAAUCCAAUUCCAGCCUCUCGAUGAUCAAAUUCGGCCGCAAUGUGUCGUUCUCCGCGGUGGCAAUCGACCAGAUGCCCGAAGAUAGACCAGCACUCAUCCAGGAGUCAUUGGUGCCAGUGAUGGAGAUGGUGCGCUCUGGGACGCUGACACAUGCCAGGCCGCUCCAGGAAUUCUCCAUCGGCGCGGCGGUGGAUGCUUUCCGAUUGAUGCAGAGUGGGCGGAAUACUGGCAAGUUGGUCAUCAACUUGAAUUCCACAGACCUCGUCCGGACAUCUCUUCGGCAUCUUCCUUCGUACUCUUUCCCGGCAGAGGCAACCUAUGUGAUCGCCGGGGGCCUCGGCGGACUAGGACGAAGUGCCGCUCGAUGGAUGGCAUCAAUGGGAGCAAAGAAUUUGAUUCUGCUAUCGCGCUCUGGUCCUCAGUCAGUGGCAGCCCAGGCGCUCGUCCGCGAGUUGACCGAGCGAGGUGUUGAGGUCAGGGCUCCCAAAUGCGAUGCCACCAUCCCGGCUGCCUUGGCUAGUGCUCUGGAACACUGCAAUGAUCUGCCUCCCAUUCGGGGGUGCAUUCAAGCGACGAUGGUUCUACAGGAUACGAUAUUCGAAAGUCUCACCUUCGACCAGUGGAAUACGACGCUCCAAUCCAAGGUGCAGAGCACGCAGAACCUACAUACUCUCCUCCCCACGGACCUCGACUUCUUCAUCCUCCUAUCCUCUCUCGCCGGCAUCAUCGGCACCGUCUCCCAGGCCAACUAUGCCGCGGGCAACACUUUUCAAGAUGCAUUCGCCGCCUAUCGACGGUCCCUCGGCCAGCGCGCCAUCUCGCUCAACCUCGGGUGGAUGCGAGAAGUCGGCAUCGUCGCUGAACAAGAAAAAUACAUGUCUCGUGUGGACAAGGUCUCGGCUAUGGCGCAAAUCAACGAGAAUGAAUUCCUGGGUCUACUAGAGCGAUGUUGCGACCCCGCCGUGAACCAGGGCGGGCCGUUGGAUCCACGCCUUUCCUCCACCACCAGUACUCUCAUAUCCACUUACCCCCAAAUCCUGGUCGGCCUCAUCACCCCCGCCCAGCUGCGCGCGCAUGGCCUCGAACCCCCCGACUGGCUCCUCGAGCGCAGCAUGUUCCAAUCUCUGCCGCAAGACCUGCCACUUGACGCCAAUCUCACCCUGUCUGCUGACUCCAGCGCCGCCUCUGACACGUCCACCAGCGCCUGGCACCGCGCGCUGAGGCAAGCAAGUUCGGCUACCGCGGCCACAACCGUCGUUGUGGAAGGACUGAUUCAGAAGCUGGCCCGUGCUCUGAGUCUCUCCCCUGGGGAGAUCGACCUGCAGCGCUCGCUCGCAUUGCAGGGCGUGGACUCGUUGCUGGCGGUGGAGCUGCGGCAAUGGGUAUCGCGGGCGUUUGUGGCGGAAGUGUCGGCGCUUGAUGUGACUAGUGCAGCGAGCUUGGAGGAUCUGGCGGCGUUGGUGGUUGCGGCGAGUGAGAUUAAAUUUGAUUGAGCGGUGUCUGUAGUGGAUGCAGUGAAUGGGUGCUUGUAUGGUCAUAGUUAUCAUAACUGGUUCAUCAAUGGAAACAAG
Molecule: messenger RNA, 7916 nt
Organism: Aspergillus sclerotioniger CBS 115572
Lineage: Eukaryota; Fungi; Ascomycota; Eurotiomycetes; Eurotiales; Aspergillaceae
Product: type I polyketide synthase
Exons: 15
Coding region: 54-7838 (2594 amino acids)
Biological process (GO): secondary metabolite biosynthetic process; fatty acid biosynthetic process
Molecular function (GO): fatty acid synthase activity; 3-oxoacyl-[acyl-carrier-protein] synthase activity; phosphopantetheine binding
Source: RefSeq, a predicted model, not a curated record